Messenger RNA from Venturia canescens, 5293 nucleotides. It is a transcript of the gene GluProRS, whose product is annotated as Glutamyl-prolyl-tRNA synthetase. NCBI's taxonomy places the organism in Eukaryota, Metazoa, Arthropoda, Insecta, Hymenoptera, Ichneumonidae. Gene Ontology annotation, cellular component: cytoplasm; aminoacyl-tRNA synthetase multienzyme complex. The transcript is spliced from 12 exons. Gene Ontology annotation, molecular function: ATP binding; proline-tRNA ligase activity; glutamate-tRNA ligase activity. The record is from RefSeq and is a predicted model, not a curated record. Gene Ontology annotation, biological process: translation; glutamyl-tRNA aminoacylation; prolyl-tRNA aminoacylation. Bases 138 to 5228 code for a protein of 1696 amino acids.
GAGUUGCCAUACAAAGCUCGAUACCGCCGCACUAAUUGCUAUUUUUCAAGCUAUCAUCUCUUUCUAUUAUUAUUUCGUAUAAACAGCUGUUACAAAUAAAUUAAGUAUUACAUAAAAGUUCGAAUUAGUCGAUCACAAUGAGCCUAAAGUUAAUUGUGAACUCUAAUGAUCCUCCAAUAGGUGCUUUGAUAACAUCUGAACUAAUAAUUGAGGAGAAUAAAGCACAGAUAGAAAUUUCAUCGAAAAAUUUCAAUUCUGGCAAUGUUCAAUUAAUUGCUACAGAUGGAAGUGUCAUCUGCGAAAGCUGCAACGAGGUCGGCCGAUACUUUGGUAGAACGGUGCACCCGGAUUUAUAUGGAGGCUCAGAUGUUUAUCAAAGGACGGAAGUUGAUCACUGGCUCUCCUUUUCUAUCGGACCUCUCAAAAGCCAGAAGUCCAUAAACGAGGCAUUGGUUUAUCUGGACAAUAUUCUCAAGCCAAAAACAUGGCUCGUAUCCAAACGUCUAACCCUGGCAGAUAUUUAUGUUUUUUCGUCUCUGGUGGAUCAUCGACCUCUGGAAAGUGAUGAAAAGUACUGUAAUAUAAACAGAUGGUACAGGCAAAUGUUGGCUAUGCCGGCAGUCCAGAAAGCGCUUGCUGCUGUCCCAAAGAACAGAGUUGCAGGUUCUGGAAAAGCUACCAAAUCUUCUGGUCGACAAGAAAACAAAGAUGCCAAGAGACCUUGCAGUACUGGAAACAGAAAGCAGGAGGGAACAUUUGUUGAACUUCCUGGUGCUGAAAUGGGCAAGGUAGUUGUUCGCUUUCCACCGGAAGCCAGUGGUUACUUGCACAUCGGUCACGCAAAAGCAGCUCUCUUGAAUCAAUAUUACGCAGAUGCAUUCAAGGGACAAUUAAUAAUGAGAUUUGACGACACAAAUCCAGCUAAAGAAAAUGUUGAGUUUGAACAAGCGAUUUUGCAAGAUCUCGAGAUGUUGCAGAUAAAACCUGAUCGCUUCACUCAUUCUUCCGACUACUUUGAACUCAUGUUGUCCUAUUGUGACAAGCUGAUCAGAGAAGGGAAAGCUUUUGUGGAUGAUACGCCUGCUCUGUUGAUGAAAGAACAACGUGAACAAAGAUUGCCAUCAGCAAAUCGAGACAACUGUGUUGAAAAAAAUAUGCAGCUAUGGCAAGAAAUGAAGGACGCGACUGCUAAGGGUCAGGAAUGUUGCGUUCGUGCGAAAAUCGAUUACCAAUCAACGAACGGAUGUAUGAGGGAUCCGACAAUUUACCGAUGCAAAGCGGAACCUCAUCCUCGAACAGGAACGAAAUACAAAGUGUAUCCGACCUACGACUUCGCAUGUCCGAUCGUAGACGCCCACGAGGGUGUAACGCAUACACUUCGAACAACCGAGUACCACGAUCGAGAUGUCCAAUUUUAUUGGCUUAUCGAUGCUCUGGAGUUACGACGUCCUCAUGUUUGGGAAUAUUCUCGACUUAAUAUGACGAACACGGUUUUAUCAAAACGACGGUUGACUUGGUUCGUCGAAGAAGGUUUAGUCGACGGUUGGGACGAUCCACGUUUUCCAACUGUCAGAGGAAUUCUCCGCCGUGGCAUGACCGUCGAUGGACUCAAACAAUUUAUCAUUGCUCAAGGCAGCUCCCGAUCCGUCGUUUUCAUGGAGUGGGACAAAAUUUGGGCAUUUAACAAAAAGGUCAUCGAUCCUAUAGCAAUUCGAUACACAGCUUUGAAUGACGGUGAAACCGUUCCGGUUGUGGUAGAGAAUGCAAAAGAAGAUUUUCUGACUGUACAAAAUCAUCCGAAAGAUCCGUCGAAGGGUACGAAAAAAGUGAAAAUAGGACCACGGAUAUUAAUUGAAAGAUGUGACGCGGAAACUCUCGUGGAGGGCCAAAACGCAACUUUCAUAAACUGGGGUAAUCUGCUCAUCAAAAAUAUCCACAAAGAAAAUGGACUGAUCACAGGAGUCGCAGCGAGUUUGAAUCUCGAGAACAAAGAUUAUAAAAACACGGUUAAACUCACCUGGCUCGCCGACGACAACAAGGAGAAUAAAAAUUCCGGUAAACAACACGAUGUGGUCCCAUGUUACGCGGUUUAUUUCGAACAUAUCAUCAGCAAACCUGUUCUCGGUAAAGACGACGAUUUCAAAGAUUUUGUCGCCAAGGAUACAAGGAAAGAAAUUAAAUUAUUAGGCGAGAGCGAACUGAAGCGGGUGAAAGAGGGCGAGAUUAUUCAGCUCCAAAGAAAGGGAUUUUUCCGUUGCGACGUUCCAUACGCUCCCAUGAGUCCUUUUUCAUCUCGAGAACAACCAGUCGUUCUUUUCCACGUUCCUGAUGGACACUCUACGUCUCAAGGAGCCACCGCUGCACCCGCGAACUCUGAAACUGCGACAAAGACUAAAGCAAAAGACAACGGGGGAAAGGAUUUAUCGUCGCUGGAUGAGAAAAUAACGGCCCAGGGUAACAAAGUGCGUGACAUUAAAGCCGCGAAAGCUGAAAAAUCGAUCAUUGACGGAGAGGUUAAAAUUCUGCUUGCUCUAAAAGCUGAGUACAAAACGGUCGCUGGAAAGGAUUGGAAACCAGGAGCGGUAGUGAAAAAGCCAACGGAUGAUUCUGCAACAGCUACUGAUGAAACGCUUUCUAAAAAGGUACAGGAACAGGGUGAAAAAGUGAGAAAAUUGAAAGCUGAGAAGGCGGAGAAAAAGGUGAUCGAUCAAGAAGUCAAAGAGUUAUUGGCUUUAAAGGCAGAGUACAAAAAGCUUACAGGAAAAGAUUGGAAGCCAGCUGAAGUUGCGAGUCAAAAUUUAAAAUCGUCUGCUACUGAUGGAGCCGCGUUGUCGAUUAAAAUUUCUCAACAAGGCGACAAAGUAAGGCAACUGAAAGCAGAAAAAGCAGACAAAAAGUUGAUCGACGUCGAAGUGAAGAAUCUUUUGGCCUUUAAAGCUGAGUACAAGAACGCAACAGGCAACGAUUGGAAACCAGAAGCUGCAGUAGCGGUUUCCACGAACGUCCAAGCUGCGAAAGCCUCGAACGAAGAGUUGUCGAAUAAGAUUCAAAAGCAAGGUGACAAAGUUCGUGAGCUGAAAACCGCCAAGGCCGAUAAAAAACUCGUGGAAGAAGAAGUCAAAGUUUUGUUGACUUUGAAAAGCGAGUACAAGCGCGUGGCAGGUGAAGAUUGGAAACCUAAAGAAACCGCCGUGUGUCCAAAAAUGAGUAAUGAUUCUGCUGAUUCGGUAUCCGCAAAAAUAACAGAACAAGGUGACAAAAUUCGUCAGUUAAAAACGCAGAAAGCAGAAAAAUCGAAAAUUGACGAGGAAGUGAAGAUACUAUUGAAGUUGAAAAGCGAUUAUAAGAGUCUUGCUGGCAAAGAAUGGAAACCCAGUACGACGAGCGCCGCUGCAACCCCAUCAACGAAUCCCUCAACGAAAGGAAACGAAUUGUCGAACGAGAUUACCAAAGCAGGUGACAAAGUGAGACAAUUGAAGAGCGAAAAAGCGGAGAAAAAUGCAAUUGACGAGGCAGUGAAAAUAUUACUCGAUUUAAAGACUAGCUACAAAGCAGCCACGGGACAAGAUUGGAAGCCACCGGGAGGUGGUGAAAAUUCUGGACCUCGCAAACCGAAAGAGUCUUCCAAACCAGCAGAAAAACCAGCCAAAAAAGAAAAAACGAAGGAGCAACAAGCUUCGAACAAAGAAACUGAAAGUAACAAAACCGGCACGCGUUUGGGUCUCGAGGCUAAAAAAGCCGAGAAUUUAUCAGAUUGGUACUCUCAAGUUAUCACUAAAGGCGAAAUGAUAGAAUAUUACGACGUUUCUGGUUGUUAUGUUUUACGACCUUGGAGCUUUUCCAUUUGGGACAUUAUAAAAGAUUAUAUCGAUGGCAAGAUUAAAAAAAUGGGCGUACAGAAUUGUUACUUCCCAAUAUUCGUCAGUAGAACCGUUCUUGAACGCGAGAAAAAUCAUAUUGCUGAUUUCGCACCAGAAGUUGCAUGGGUUACGAAAAGCGGUGACUCCGAUUUGGCCGAACCAAUUGCCAUUCGGCCUACUUCAGAAACCGUUAUGUAUCCUGCUUACGCUAAAUGGUUGAAAUCCUAUCGUGACCUGCCUUUAAAACUCAAUCAAUGGAACAAUGUUGUCCGAUGGGAGUUCAAACAUCCGCAGCCAUUCUUGCGAACGCGUGAAUUUCUCUGGCAAGAAGGACAUUCGGCAUUUGGAACAAAAGCUGAAGCCGACGAAGAAGUGUUGGAGAUACUCGAGAUAUAUGCACAAGUGUACGAAAACUUACUAGCGGUUCCUGUCGUCAGGGGUCGCAAGACUGAGAAAGAAAAAUUCGCCGGUGGUGAUUACACUACCACGGUCGAAGCUUUCGUCUCGGCAAGUGGCAGAGGAAUUCAAGGUGCUACAAGUCAUCAUCUGGGACAAAAUUUUGCCAAAAUGUUUGACAUUCAAGUUGAAGGUGCUGAGGAAGGGAGCGAGAAGUCUUACGUCUAUCAGAACUCGUGGGGCUUGACAACGCGAACCAUUGGAGUCAUGAUAAUGGUGCACGGUGAUGACAAAGGGUUGGUUUUACCACCGAAAGUUGCUGCUAUCCAGGUCGUAAUCGUUCCUUGUGGAAUCACAGCUUCAACGAGCCUCGAACAGAGACAACAUCUCAUGGCCGAGUGCCAGAAGCUUGAGGCUGAAUUGAAGAAGAACGGUGAUUUGAAGGUCAAAGGUGACUACAGGGACAACUAUAGUCCUGGUUGGAAAUUCAAUCAUUGGGAACUCAAGGGUGUUCCUGUAAGAGUUGAGCUCGGUUUCAAAGAUUUGGAGAAAAAGCAGGUGACCCUCGUUCGAAGAGACAAUUCCGAACGUUUGACCGCUGAAAGAACUAACGUUUGUGGCUCCGUCGAAAAACUUCUCGAAGAAAUACAGAAAUCUAUGCUGAACAAAGCCUCGAAAGAUUUGGACGAUCAUAUCAAACAGGUCACUGAAUGGAACAGUUUCUGUACUGAACUCGACAAAAAGAACAUUCUUUUGGCACCGUUCUGCGGAGAUACCAGCUGCGAGGAUAAUAUUAAGGCAGACAGUACCAGAGAGGACGGAGGUGAAGAACCAGGCGCACCGUUGAUGGGAGCUAAGAGUCUUUGUAUACCUUUCGAACAACCGAAAACACCGCUGAGUUCCUUGAAAUGCAUACAUCAACGUUGUACGAAAAAACCGAAAUUUUAUACUCUGUUUGGUCGCAGUUAUUAAAGAAAAUUUGGCUUGAUUCUCCGAACCAAAACUGGAUCAAUAAAUGAUUAUUUAAAUGAUAUAAA